GACGGAGGCAUAACAGGAAGUGUGAGGACCCCACCCAGGAUGGAUAGGUGACAUGUGGUGAGGGAAUCGUAAAUUUUGGUGGUGAUGGGAAUGAGCGAGACAGCAAGGGGCUCGCUAAGUUCCGGUGCGGGCUGGGCCCUACAAGAAUUCCCAAAGACAAUCAGGGUCUGUGGAAAAUAUUCCUAUCUUUUCUGUGUUUGUGUAUUUUAAAGUAUGAGUUUACUGUGGAAGUGCAUUAUCCAGCUUGAAUAAAUAAGGGUAUAAAUAUUUAACUUUUUUUUUUUUUUUCUAUGAAGAAGAAGCCGUCUUGAAAAUGGAGAUGUAUGAAAGCCUUGGAAAAGUGGGAGAGGGAAGUUAUGGAACAGUCAUGAAGUGUAAACAUAAGGAAACUGGGCAGAUAGUGGCCAUUAAGAUAUUUUAUGAGAAACCAGAAAAAUCUGUCAACAAAAUUGCAACAAGGGAAAUAAAGUUUCUGAAGCAGUUUCAUCAUGAAAACCUGGUCAAUCUGAUUGAAGUUUUUAGACAGAAAAAGAAAAUUCAUUUGGUGUUUGAAUUUAUUGACCACACAGUAUUAGAUGAGUUACAACAUUAUUGUCAUGGACUAGAGAGUAAACGACUUAGAAAAUACCUCUUCCAGAUCCUUCGAGCAAUUGAGUAUCUUCACAAUAAUAAUAUCAUUCAUCGAGAUAUAAAACCUGAGAAUAUUUUAGUAUCCCAGUCAGGAAUUACUAAGCUCUGUGAUUUUGGUUUUGCACGAACGCUAGCAGCUCCUGGGGACAUUUAUACAGACUAUGUGGCCACACGCUGGUAUAGAGCUCCAGAAUUAGUAUUAAAAGAUACCUCUUAUGGAAAACCUGUGGAUAUCUGGGCUUUGGGCUGUAUGAUCAUUGAGAUGGCCACUGGAAAUCCCUAUCUUCCUAGCAGCUCUGAUUUGGAUCUACUUCAUAAAAUUGUUUUAAAAGUAGGCAAUUUGACACCUCACUUGCAGAAUAUCUUUUCCAAGAGUCCCAUUUUUGCUGAGGUGGUCCUGCCUCAAGUUCAACACCCCAAAAAUGCAAGGAAAAAAUACCCAAAGCUAAAUGGAUUGUUGGCAGAUAUAGUUCAUGCUUGUUUACAAAUUGAUCCUGCUGAGCGGAUAUCGUCUACUGAACUUUUGCAUCAUGAGUAUUUUACAAGAGAUGGAUUUAUUGAAAAAUUCAUACCAGAGCUGAGAGCUAAAUUACUACAAGAAGCAAAAGUCAACUCGUUCAUAAAGACAAAAGAGAAUUCUAAAGCAAAUGAACUUAUGAAAAAUGAAAGAAAAACAAUUUAUACCAAUACAUUGCUAAGUACUUCAGUUUUGGGAAAGGAAAUGGAAAAAGAGAAAAAGCCCAAGGAGAUCAAAGUUAGAGUUAUUAAAGUCAAAGGAGGAAAAGGAGAUAUCUUAGAACCGAAAAAGACGGAGUGUGAAGGUAGACAUUGUCAACAGGAUGCAAUUGAAAAUGCUCUUACCAUGUCUCAAGAUACAAAACCUGUAAUCAAUGAACCACCAAACCCUGUCAAUCCCAGCACUAACUCUAAUGGCAUGAAAGACAAUCCACAUGCUGCAGGUAGUGUGAUGAUGCCGCCCAUCAAUUUAACUAGCAGUAAUUUGAUGGCUUUAAAUCCCAAUUCAAAUCUCUCCCACUCCAAUUCAAGGUUAACUGAAAGAGCGAAAAAGAGACGUACUUCUUCACAGCCUAUUGGACAAGUUAUGUCUAAUAGCAGGCCAGAGGAUACAGGUCCCACUCAAAGUCGAAUGGAGAGGGGUGUAUUUAAUGAGCGAACGGGUCAAAGUGACCAAAUGGCAAAUGGAAACAAAAGGAAGCUGAAUUUUUCCAGGUCUGACAGGAAAGAAUUCCAUUUCCCAGAAUUACCUUUCACAACACAGUCUAAGGAGAUGAAAGCAAUGGAAGUUAAACAGAUAAAAGUGCUGAAGAGGGAAUCGAAGAAAGAUUCAUCUAAAAUACCAACUUUACUUAAUGUGGAUCAAAAUCAAGAAAAACAAGAGCUGAAGAAUUCUGGAUUAUCCUUCAAGAUGUAGCUCAAGCAUCAGCUUCUGCGGAAAUACUUCCCAGGCUACCCCAAGCAACAAGGCCAUCCCUCUUCUGUACAUGUUUAAUAAAUGAUGUGUUUAUCUGU
Ceratotherium simum simum (southern white rhinoceros) is the source of this 2160-nucleotide messenger RNA. The record is from RefSeq and is a predicted model, not a curated record. NCBI's taxonomy places the organism in Eukaryota, Metazoa, Chordata, Mammalia, Perissodactyla, Rhinocerotidae.